AUGACGCCCGCUCAAAUAGCUGGACUAGCUGUCGCAGUCGGAGCGGCCUUUGUCAUCGCUAUUGGUCUCAUGGGCCUUACAGUAUUUCUGAGAAGACGAAGAGAGCGAAAGAAUGGUAUCCCCAUCGACGAGAAGGCGGGACUAUCACCAGGGCCAAGUACCUACUCGCUACCUUUCGCGCCAGAGUCCCCUGUGCCAGAUCCGCCUAAUCGGUUCCUACUAGCUCCUCCUCCGGCGCAAAAGAGGUCUGACCGAAGCUUGAGAGUUCAGUACGUAGCAGAUGCAGUGCCGAAGCCAUUGAAGCUCAACGCGACUCGCAAUCUCACCGCAUCUUCGGAGCUGUUGCCUGCACCGUCCCACACCGACCUGAACACAAUACAUCCUCUUCUACGUCCUGGUCGUUUUACCCCAGACAAUACGUCCAGCUCUUCCAUCCCACUUGAACAAAUCGGCCUUGCAAUUACCGUCGAGCCACCUCGGCCGGCAGCAAGUCAAAAUGAGCAAAAGAUGCAAGUCCCGGUAGAGGAGAUUGCACAACAACGGCCGACUAUCUCUCGACGCAAUGCCGACAUUUCACAGCGACCGGAUAGUGUUAUGACCCAGACGACCUUGUUCGAAGAGGACGAUAUCCGGAGGGAGUCUAAAUUGCUGCCUGCAUUACCUCAAGUUCCUAUUCCUCCGAUACGUACGUUUCAGCCUUCGCGACCUUUGCCUUCUACGAGCCCUAUUCAAGCUGCGAUGGAGAGCACAGUGACCAGGCGGGUACCGCAACAAUCCGAGCUUUUCUUAGACAUUCCGCUCCGAUACUCAAGGUCGCAACCACCAAAGGUUGAAACAUCGGAGACGCUACCUCGUGGCAAGCGAGUGUCGGCUUCUGCCACUAAGAAAAAGCUGGCUUCCAGAGCUCGGACAUCAGAACACAACCCCAAGUCUGCUGACUCGGAACUCAGUCAUGGUGGGGACAUACCGGACUACUACUUCACCGCUUAUCAGCAGCCCAAGACGAUACACUCAGUAUCGCCUGGCAACCCAGGCAGGCGUUUUCGAUCGAAGGCAGACCAGACAUACGGUAACGGCAAACCGAAGCGCACCUCCAGCAACGUGUCACGAGCGACCUCAAGAGCUUCGACAAAUAUUCGCGACUCCUGGUCAUCACAAACGUCUUUUGAGACGGUUGAACCCGAUGAUCCUACGCCAGAAGAUGGUGAGACCGACAAGCAACUCCAAGACGGCAAGCUCUCGCCCGUAGCGGAAUCUCCCAUUCACAAGCUGCGUUACCCAAAAGUACCACGAACCACGAACCAGCUCGUCCCACGUAGCCCCAAAAGUCCACUAAGCCAAGCUGGUCAAGAUAGUCCCCUUUGGCAAUCGCAACCAUCUUCACUGCUUGUGAAACGGAAAGGCGAGCAAGGCGCUCUCAAACUCGGCAGCCCGUUCAGAUCAGGCUCACCCGACGCGCGGACAACGAGUGAGAUACGCAGGUACCGGCAACACCUUCGUAGCAGCAGUGUCGAAACCUUCAGUCCCGCGCGGAACAGCGAGCGUUCCACUCGUACUCAAAGCAGCCUCUGGCCAAAGAGCCCUGCUAUGUUUGAGCCAGAAGUUGUGCGACCACUUACGAUUCGCAAGACACAGCUGCUACAAACACCAACUCAGGAUAUGGAGGCGUUGAAGAGCCCGGUUUGGGUGCCGAGAUUGACACCUACGAGGCAAGGAAACGAUCUUUUCAUCAAUGUUACCUACUCGAAGCCGGGCCAGCCCAGUAGUGGCACCUCUUCUUACGUUCCCUAA
Didymosphaeria variabile is the source of this 1791-nucleotide messenger RNA. RefSeq lists its product as uncharacterized. The record is from RefSeq and is a predicted model, not a curated record. The coding region runs from base 1 to 1791 and encodes 596 amino acids. NCBI's taxonomy places the organism in Eukaryota, Fungi, Ascomycota, Dothideomycetes, Pleosporales, Didymosphaeriaceae. The transcript has a single exon.